UGAGUGCAACCCGUAAAGUCUUCCGGCAUGGUGCAGCGGUGAAUUAUGUCCGUGUUUGUCAAGAAAAGGAUUUCUGGGCCCGGGGAAGAGGGUGAGGAGAGGAGGACCCAAUUUCGAAACGAUCAAAGAUGCUUCUUCGGCAGACCAGGUCAAGGAGGAUCCUGUGAUGGCGGCGGUGGGCAUGUCUGACCUGUCUGAUGAGAUUCUUCUGUACAUCCUGCGGCAUGUGCCCGUAUGUGACUUGCUUACCAAUGUGGCGCCCGUCUGCCAACGGCUCCAGACGCUCUGCUGUGACAAGAGCCUCCUGUCACACGUAUGCCUGUCUGAGGAGUACACGAUGGAUGAUCAGACUGUUCGCCACACGCUGCGGCAGCUCUCCAAUCACGUGCAGUCCUUGAGCCUUAACGGCGUCUACUGGCUGAGCAGCAGCGUCGUGGAUUGCGUAGGCCGCUGCAAGGCGGUGACGCAUCUGGACGUCAGCGGGUGCCGGCUGACGGCGCUGCGCCUCUCUCGCCUUCUGGCCUCGCUACCCCUGCUGCGCUCGUUGGCCUUUGACGUGCAGCCGGGCUUCGACGCUGGCAAGCUCGCAGGAGAGGCGGUGGACCGACUCAGCCGCCUAGCUGAGCUGCGGCAGACGCUGCUGACGCCCAGCUAUGGCGUGGUGCCCUGCUGCGCUAAGCUACGCAAGUUGAUGCUGCAGUUCGACAUCUCAGACGUGACCAGGGAGGGCAUCGGCGUCAGCUGCCACCUGAUGGUGGGUCAGAGCAGUGUGCCGCACUACGAGCAACUGGAGGAGUUCAGCGCCAGACUGGCUCCAGGAGAGGUGAAUCAGACAUUGCUGCUACUCUACCUGGCCGUGUUCAGUGUUCACAUUCCGGAGCGCCUCCGGGUUUUCCUGGUGUCUGUCCCCGGCCCCAAUCCGGCCCACUGGUCCGCUGCUCCGUCGCUAGCCCAGAGCCUGGGCCUCCGUGGUGACUUGGAGGCCCUGCAGCUGCCUCGCUCUUGGCUGGACCCCUCAUCACUGAAGCAGGUGCUGGCGGGCAACAGCCCCAAGCACCUGAGCUUCAGCCGCUGCCCUGUCCUCUGGCCACAGGUUUUCCAGUCCCUGCUGGAGGGUGGCGUGCAGGAUGCCUCGCGGCUACUGAGCCUCAACCUUAGCGGCAUCAACCACGUGCCGUACUCGGAGUGUCGCAGUGCAGAGGACCAACAGCUCCCUGCCAACAUGAGCCGGCUGGCAUCCAGCUGCGUCAACCUCCGCCACUUGAACUUGAUGCACACACACUACCACCAUGGGCACGCUUGUACCCUACUGCCACCCGCACCCCAUUUGUGUGCCAGCCUCGCUCAACUCCAGCACCUUCGCUCGCUGACCUUAACCGCCUGCGCCCUUUCGGACGGCGUCCAGUCACAUCAUAGUGUGGCGCAGAACUCGUCUCCCUUACUUCUGCGUGGCUUGAAGAAACUCCCUCGAGUGGGCUUCCAGAACUACAAAGUUGGUUCUGAAGUGGGAACCCAAGGGGACACAACCUCGGGAAUUAGCCAGCUGGCUGCGGGAUGUCAUUCCCUGGAGACCUUGGAGCUUAUCGGGCCAGGUUUCGUCUCUGCUCUUCCCCGCCUGGAGCCGUGCACCCGUGCAAGCAUGGAGCCCCGUGGCAUGUGCGCGUUGGCCCGGGGGGUCGGCGACGCCCACUUGGCAGCGCUAGGCGGGUUGCCGAAGUUACGCCGCCUGACUCUAGCCGGUCUGCCCGGUGUCUUGAGGGGCACGGGUUUGGCCCACCUCGUGACUCAGUGCAAGGACCUGCAGGUCUUGUCGCUCGCCAACAUUGGCACGCUAAAAAUUAUGAACUAUAACGCCACUCUGCUGGAGGCACUCAGACGCUGCACCCAGCUCCGAGAACUCAGGUUAGAGCAGCCCUACUUGAACGCCAACUCGUCCUUCUUUGAUGCGCUCUCCUGCUGCCGCAGCCUGCAGCGCUUCUGCCUCAUCUCGCGCAAUGGCUCUUUUGAAGCGGCUGCAGCGGAGUCAUUCAUGGAGCGCUCCAACCGCGUGGUCAUGUGCCACAUGUUCACCGGGGGUACGUUGGUGGCCUGCCGGAAUCUGCAGAAAACCCUCCUUGACAGGUUUUUACCUGAGCGGCCGGGCCUUUCUGCUGUCAUUUACCCGAUACAGCACGAAGACCUGCCUUCCGUCAUCAGAGACAUCCCCCUCACUCUGUUGGACAGCACCACCUUAUUUCAGAGUCACGUGGCCCAGCCGCCUCGUCUGUCACCCUGGUGAUGACAACUCAUAAUACCUCCGCGCAAUUGGUGCUGCUGAAGUUGAUGGUUGAAAAGAAUGUUACUGAGAGUUUAGAGUGAGGUGUACUGUUUAAAAAAAUGCUGUUUUAAUUUUGCCUUAUGUUUUUGCUGCAAAAAUAGCAUGCCACUCUUUUAUAAAUACAAAAUUAAAGGAUGUACA
Messenger RNA from Syngnathoides biaculeatus (alligator pipefish), 2458 nucleotides. RefSeq names its product F-box and leucine-rich repeat protein 18 (gene fbxl18). Gene Ontology annotation, molecular function: protein binding. Gene Ontology annotation, biological process: SCF-dependent proteasomal ubiquitin-dependent protein catabolic process. The transcript has 9 exons. Bases 167 to 2278 code for a protein of 703 amino acids. NCBI's taxonomy places the organism in Eukaryota, Metazoa, Chordata, Actinopteri, Syngnathiformes, Syngnathidae. The record is from RefSeq and is a predicted model, not a curated record.